Stereum hirsutum FP-91666 SS1 is the source of this 1023-nucleotide messenger RNA. RefSeq names its product NAD-P-binding protein. The transcript has 3 exons. The record is from RefSeq and is a predicted model, not a curated record. Bases 1 to 1023 code for a protein of 340 amino acids. Gene Ontology annotation, molecular function: oxidoreductase activity, acting on the CH-OH group of donors, NAD or NADP as acceptor. Lineage: Eukaryota; Fungi; Basidiomycota; Agaricomycetes; Russulales; Stereaceae.
AUGCCUGCUUCUGCGAUCCCUCAAGGCUCUGUCGUCCUUGUCACCGGUGUCAAUGGAUACAUUGGGUCCCAUACCGUCGACCAGCUUCUAUUCGCGGGCUACAAGGUCCGCGGAACGGUUCGCGACCCCUCUCGAGCACGAUGGGUCCAGGCACUCUUCGACCAGAAGUACGGCUCUGGAAAAUUCGAGCUCUUCGUCGUACCCAAGAUGAAUGUGGACGGAGCUUUUGAUGAGGCCGUGAAAGGUGUCAGUGGUGUAGUCCAUGUUGCGUCGAACACAUCCCUCUCGCCCGACCCAAAUGCGGUUAUUCCCGAAGUGAUCAACGGCGCUGUUGGUAUUCUCAAAUCUGCCUCGCGCGAAUCUUCCGUCAAACGCGUUGUCUACACCUCAUCCUCCGUAACCACCGGAUUCGUGCUACCCAACACCCCCGUUAUCACGACGCAUGACUCUUGGAACGAUCUCGCCAGCACGCUUGCGUGGGCGCCUCCUCCGUAUGAAGCCGAGAGGAAGUGGAUCGUGUAUGCGGCGAGCAAGACGGAGGCGGAGAGAGCUUGCUGGAAGUUCGUCGAGGAGGAGAAGCCCAGAUUUGAGUUCAACACCGUGCUGCCGAGUGUAAACUUCGGGGCACCGUUGCAUGAGGGCCCGGCGUCGGAGACUUUGAUCUGGCUGAAGACCCUGGUGAAGGGAGACUUAGAGGCUGCGAAGAAGGAAGGAUUGGCACCUAACUGGUUUAUCGAUGUCAGCGAUUCCGCGCGUCUUCACGUCGCUGCUCUGGUCAACCCGACCGUCAAAUCUGAGCGGGUUUUCGGGCACUCGCAGCCUUUUAAUUGCAGCGACGUCCUCGACAUCCUGCGCAAGGCGUACCCCGACCGCUCGUGGCCCUCGAAUAUACCCGAUGAGCCAAGAGAUCUCAGCGCCAUCGAGAGGAGGGAGCGUAGCCUGGAGUUAUUGAAAGGCUUGGGAAGGGACGGCUUUAUUUCGCUGGAGGACUCAGUGAAGUCUGUCGGUGCUCCUGCUAUUUGA